Cheilinus undulatus (humphead wrasse) is the source of this 1237-nucleotide messenger RNA. RefSeq names its product necdin-like 2 (gene ndnl2). The transcript is spliced from 11 exons. Bases 130 to 936 code for a protein of 268 amino acids. Gene Ontology annotation, cellular component: nucleus. The record is from RefSeq and is a predicted model, not a curated record. Lineage: Eukaryota; Metazoa; Chordata; Actinopteri; Labriformes; Labridae.
ACUGCCGAAGUAGCCAGCAGAAGAAGAAGGAAGAGGAACUACGUCAUCAAAAUCAUCAUCAGCGGGAAUUUGACAGUAAGAACGGCAAAAACAUCACCGAGGAGUUUGGAGACAAAGCAGUGCUCAGCCAUGACACAGAGAAAGAGACUGUCCAACUCUCAGAGUGCCUCUCAGAGUAAAAGGCAGUCGGGCUCCUUCACAGCUCAGGACGACGAUGACGACAUCACCUUCACCCAACCAACCAGCACACAGGUCCAGAGAGGGCUGGAGAAGUUCACACCUGCACAGGUGGACCAGAAGGUUGCUGAGGUGGUGCAGUAUUUCCUCGUCAAGGACCAGAAGAAGAUUCCCAUACGAAGGGCUGACCUGGUGAAGCACGUGGUGAAGGAAUACAAAAACAUCUACCCCGAGCUCAUCAACAGAGCAACACAGACGUUCGACAAGGUCUUUGGCCUUAAACUGGUGGAAAUCGACCCCAAAAAUCAUUUGUACAUACUCGUCAAUAAGCUGGAGGCUGCUGAGGGAGAGUUGCCGAUUGAGACUCCUACGGAACCAAAGCUGGGCCUGCUGUUCGUCAUACUAAGUCUGAUUUUUAUGAAAGGAGGCGUGGUCAGAGAAAAUCUCAUCUGGAACACUCUGAAGAAACUGCGUGUUGAACAGGGAGAGAAACACAGUGAGUUUGGGGACGUGAAGAAGGUCGUUACAGAGGAGUUUGUGCGCCAAAGGUACCUGGAGUAUGUGCGAAUCCCCCACACAGAGCCGGUGGAGCACGAGUUCAGAUGGGGUCAGAGGGCAGAGCUGGAGGUGUCCAAAACCAAAAUCCUGGAGUUCGUUGGCGAGCUCCAUGAAGUGGACCCUCAGAGCUGGAGCCAGCAGUACAGAGAGGCUCAUUCCAGCCAAAACUCCUCCCAGCCCAGCACCAGCAGCCAGAGAUAACCGUCCUUCUUUUACAUUUAAUGUUUUAUUUAUUUAUUUUUGGAUUAAUGUUGUGAGAUAAAGCAGCAUAUGUGCCAAAACGUCAUUUCUAAGGAGUUAUUUUAGUUCUUAGCUGCUUUAAAAAACCAUAAUUCACAUGAAACAGGUUCAUAGUUUACCGUUUAAUCUUUAGCUCAUCUUUACAGACGGACACCGUUAAACACGACACAAUUCAUCAGAUAUCACUUUUAUUUUAUUGCUUGGACAUUAAAGGAAGUUAUUUCUUCAAGUUCAUCAAAUAAAUCUUUUUUAACACUUUAAA